Messenger RNA from Suillus discolor, 591 nucleotides. RefSeq lists its product as uncharacterized. Bases 1 to 591 code for a protein of 196 amino acids. Gene Ontology annotation, molecular function: ATP binding. The transcript is spliced from 4 exons. NCBI's taxonomy places the organism in Eukaryota, Fungi, Basidiomycota, Agaricomycetes, Boletales, Suillaceae. Gene Ontology annotation, cellular component: membrane. The record is from RefSeq and is a predicted model, not a curated record.
AUGAAGCUUUGCCCUCGCGAUGCAGAUCUUUUGCGCGAGAUCAGUUCAUUGUCAACCAUGCGCGUCUGGUAUCCCACACAUCUUCAGAAGAUGCCGAAAGUUUCUUGGUCAUGUCUUACAUCCCUCGCUCAACACCACGGUUUUCAUCCAGCUGCAAAAUCUAUUAUGGACUACGGCAUGCAGCUUUCCACUUUCUCAGAAGGAUGUUCAGACCUUCAUCUUACACUUGAUCUUCCCCCAUUCACCAACCACCUUCUCGAGCGCGCAUCAAUUCGUGCCCUCCGUCGAACCUACCCCCCUGAUUGGCUUUUAAUACAGGGUGUCUCUGCUUCGCGAGAAAAACGCAUGGCUAUCCUUAAUGAACUCAUCAGUGCUGUCAAAUUCAUCAAGUUCUUUGCAUGGGGGGACCACUGGAUUAAACGGAGCACGGAUGCACGAGGGGUGGAGACGAAUGGGAUGGUGAAGGUGCUGUUUUCCAUGAUCUGGACCUCUGCUCUUAUUUUGGCGUCGCUCAUAUCGUUCUUCACUUUCGGGUACCAAGGCAACCAGCUGGCUGCGUCCGUUGCAUUCAUGCCCAUCGCGCUAUUGUAA